CUCUCUUUGAUCCCUCGAAAAUGUCCAACAACUACAAGGUCGCCGACAUCUCGCUUGCCGCCUUCGGCCGCAAGGAGAUUGAGAUUGCCGAGGGUGAGAUGCCCGGUCUCGUCGCCCUCCGGACCAAGUACGGCAACGAGAAGCCCCUCGCUGGAGCGCGUAUCGCCGGAUGCCUGCACAUGACGAUCCAGACGGCCGUCCUCAUUGAGACGCUCGUUGCUCUCGGUGCCCAGGUCACCUGGUCCUCGUGCAACAUCUACUCGACCCAGGACCACGCCGCUGCUGCCAUUGCCGCCACUGGCGUCCCCGUCUACGCCUGGAAGGGCGAGACCGAGGAGGAGUACAACUGGUGCAUCGAGCAGACGCUCAAGGCUUUCCCUGGCGGCGAGCCCCUCAACAUGAUCCUCGACGACGGUGGCGACCUCACCUGGCUCGUCCACCAGAAGCACCCCGAGCUGCUCGCCGGCAUCAAGGGUGUCUCGGAGGAGACGACGACGGGUGUUCACCACCUCUACACGGCCAUGAAGCGCGGCACGCUCAAGAUGCCCGCCAUCAACGUCAACGACUCGGUGACCAAGAGCAAGUUCGACAACUACUACGGCUGCCGCGAGUCGCUCGUCGACGGCAUCAAGCGUGCCACCGACGUCAUGCUCGGCGGCAAGAUUGCCGUCGUUGCUGGCUUCGGUGACGUCGGCAAGGGCUGCGCCGAGUCGCUCCGUGGAUACGGCGCCCGCGUCAUUAUCACCGAGGUCGACCCCAUCAACGCCCUUCAGGCCGCCAUGGCCGGCUACGAGGUGGACCUGAUGGACGACGUGGCCCACAAGGCCAACAUCUUCGUCACCACCACCGGCUGCCGCGACAUUGUCACCGCUAAGCACUUCGAGGCCAUGAAGGAGGACGCCAUCGUGUGCAACAUUGGCCACUUCGACAUUGAGAUUGACGUCGCCUGGCUCAACAAGAACGCCAAGGAGAAGGUCGAGGUCAAGCCCCAGGUGGACCGCUACACCAUGGCCAACGGCCGCCACAUCAUCCUCCUCGCUGCCGGCCGUCUUGUCAACCUGGGCUGUGCUUCGGGACACCCCUCGAUGAUCAUGUCGUUCUCCUUCUGCAACCAGACGCUGGCCCAGAUUGAGCUCUGGAAGCACAACGAUGGUCAGCAGAAGUACCAGACUGGCAAGGUCUACAUGCUGCCCAAGUCUGCCGACGAGGAGGUCGCCCGCCUUCACCUCGACAAGGUCGCUGUCAAGCUGACGAAGCUGACCAAGGUCCAGGCCGACUACCUCGACCUCAACGCCGACGGCCCUUACAAGUCGGAGCACUACCGCUACUAAGCGUCGCUCCCGCUGCUCAAGCCCUUUCAACACUGGGCUGAUUCCCGUCUAGACAUCUGCAUUCUCUUUCUCGUCCUGCCUUGAACACCACCAAAAAAAAAACAGUUGUGUCUCCUUUCUCUCUCGCUCUAUCCAUUGUAUCACUAGCUUUCUCAACAAAGCCGUCAAUUUGAU
Acaromyces ingoldii is the source of this 1505-nucleotide messenger RNA. RefSeq names its product S-adenosyl-L-homocysteine hydrolase. Gene Ontology annotation, molecular function: adenosylhomocysteinase activity. The coding region runs from base 21 to 1331 and encodes 436 amino acids. Gene Ontology annotation, cellular component: cytosol. Gene Ontology annotation, biological process: L-methionine cycle. The record is from RefSeq and is a predicted model, not a curated record. NCBI's taxonomy places the organism in Eukaryota, Fungi, Basidiomycota, Exobasidiomycetes, Exobasidiales, Cryptobasidiaceae. The transcript is spliced from 2 exons.